AUGCCUUCCAGAGAGGAAAUUACCUACUUUGGCGCCGGCCCAGCCCUGCUUCCCCAGGACGUCCUCGAGACGGCCUCGCAGGCGCUCCUCAACUUCCAGGACACGGGCCUGGGCAUCGCCGAGCACUCGCACCGUUCCGAGCUGGCCACCAAGAUCAUCAAUGAGGCCAAGGCUGACCUCGCCACCUAUCUCGACAUCCCCGAGGACUAUGAGGUCCUCUUCAUGCAGGGCGGCGGCUCUGGCGAACGCAUAAGGGCGACAUCUGCUGCCUGA
Messenger RNA from Beauveria bassiana ARSEF 2860, 273 nucleotides. Its product is annotated as phosphoserine aminotransferase. The transcript has 2 exons. Gene Ontology annotation, cellular component: cytoplasm. Gene Ontology annotation, molecular function: pyridoxal phosphate binding; O-phospho-L-serine:2-oxoglutarate transaminase activity. Gene Ontology annotation, biological process: L-serine biosynthetic process. The record is from RefSeq and is a predicted model, not a curated record. Bases 1 to 273 code for a protein of 90 amino acids. NCBI's taxonomy places the organism in Eukaryota, Fungi, Ascomycota, Sordariomycetes, Hypocreales, Cordycipitaceae.